Gracilinanus agilis (Agile Gracile Mouse Opossum) is the source of this 2385-nucleotide messenger RNA. RefSeq names its product dihydrouridine synthase 3 like (gene DUS3L). Gene Ontology annotation, biological process: tRNA processing. NCBI's taxonomy places the organism in Eukaryota, Metazoa, Chordata, Mammalia, Didelphimorphia, Didelphidae. Gene Ontology annotation, molecular function: RNA binding; tRNA dihydrouridine synthase activity; flavin adenine dinucleotide binding. Bases 235 to 2244 code for a protein of 669 amino acids. The record is from RefSeq and is a predicted model, not a curated record. The transcript has 14 exons.
AGAUGCUGCACAGGCGCACACCUCCUCCACACAAGGAAAGGGCAGGGCCCGAUGCAAACACAGUAAAACGGGCACGGGGAGGGAGAAGACGCGCAAGCACGCAUCACGGCGUUUCCCCCGGAAGACGUAAGGACGCCUACGGGGUCCUGCUGCUCCUGUACACGCGCGCCAACACGCUUCCACGCAGGCGCCGCACGGAAAAAACCUUUCUCGCCUGGGUUCACGGGCCCGGCGAUGGCGGAGGAGAUACUUGGUCUUAAAGGCCAAUCCGAGGGCAGUGGGACUGCGGAGACCGGAACUUCGGAACGUGGAGUGGCGCCCAUCAAACCCCAGUACCUCACUACAAAGGAACAGUUCCAUACCUUCCUUGAAACCAGAGGGAAAAAAGCUGAACAGGCUGUGGGGGAGCCAAACAGUGAAAGAGCUGAGAAAGUGUUGUCUGUUUGCUGCAACUCAUCUGAGCCUGGAGCCAAAAGAUUCAAGCUUGAUGAUGGAAAAGUGGAGAGUCUGGAAAGUCAGCCUUCAGGAGUGGGAGUUGGGGAGCCCCAGCAGAAAAAGAAAGCCCGAGGCCAGAAUAAAAGUAGACCCCACAUGAAGCCAACCCACUAUGAUGACAACAGGUUAUGCCCAUCCUUGGUUCAGGAGUCAGCUGAUAAAUGCUUCUUUGGUGAGCGAUGCCGCUUUCUGCAUGACGUGGACACUUACUUGGCCUCCAAACCCCCAGACCUUGGGGACAAGUGUGUCCUGUUUGAGACCUUUGGGAAAUGCAUCUAUGGUGUGACGUGCCGUUUUGCCAGGGCCCACCUGGGGCCCCAGCACCAGAACCUGGUGAAGGAGGAGCUGGUGAAACAAUGGGAGGGCCAGAAACUCACAAGCAAUGGUCUCAGCAAAGACCUCCAGCAUCGACUUCGAAAGAAGAAAGUCCAGUUUGACCACUCAGAGAAGUACCUGAAGCAGCUGUCUAAGUCAGGAAGGGUAGGGACUGGGAAAGACCAGAUUCCGAUUCCUCCAGCUGGGCCAGAGGCACCCAAGGGUGAACAGUCUGAGGCUUACAUCGACUUUCCAGGACACAUGACCCAGAAUUCUGCCAGUGGUGAUGCCAGAACCACCCCCCAGAGAAACAUUGUCUGUUCCUCAGGGCACCUGACUGAUGAGGACCUUAUCAAACUCCGGCCCUGUGAGAAGAAAAGGCUAAACAUCCAAAAUAAGCUGUACCUGGCCCCGCUCACCACGUGUGGCAAUCUGCCCUUCCGAAGGAUCUGCAAGCGAUUUGGAGCUGAUGUGACCUGUGGGGAGAUGGCUGUGUGCACCAACCUGCUUCAGGGUCAGUCCUCAGAAUGGGCCCUGCUCAAACGACACCACACAGAAGACCUCUUUGGUGUCCAGCUGGAGGGAGCCUUUCCUGACACUAUGACCAAGUGUGCAGAGCUGCUGAACCAGACCGUGGAGGUAGACUUUGUGGACAUCAAUGUCGGCUGCCCCAUAGACCUUGUGUACAAGAAGGGUGGGGGCUGUGCCUUAAUGAAUCGCUCCAACAAAUUCGAGCAGAUUGUCCGAGGGAUGAAUCAGGUGCUAGAUGUGCCUCUGACAGUGAAGAUCAGGACAGGGGUGCAGGAGAAAGUCAACUUAGCCCACCGGCUUUUACCUGAACUUCGAGAGUGGGGAGUAGCCCUUGUAACGCUCCAUGGCCGCUCCCGGGAGCAGCGUUACACCAAGGGGGCCGAUUGGCAGUACAUCCAGCACUGUGCAGAAGUGGCCUGCCCAAUGCCCCUGUUUGGAAAUGGAGACAUUUUAUCUUAUGAAGAUGCCAAUCGUGCCUUGCAGACUGGUGUUUCUGGGAUCAUGAUUGCUCGAGGUGCCCUCAUCAAGCCAUGGCUCUUCACUGAGAUCAAGGAGCAGCGGCACUGGGAUAUCUCCUCUGGAGAGCGUCUGGACAUCUUACGGGAUUUCACCAACUAUGGCCUGGAGCACUGGGGCUCUGACACCCAGGGUGUGGAGAAAACCCGCAAGUUCCUACUCGAGUGGCUGUCUUUCUUGUGCAGGUACAUCCCAGUGGGUCUGCUGGAACAUCUGCCUCAGAAAAUCAACGAGCGACCUCCCUAUUACUUGGGGCGAGAUUACCUGGAGACCCUGAUGGCCAGCCAGAAUGUGGACGACUGGAUCUCCAUCAGUGAAAUGCUCCUGGGGCCAGUCCCACCUGCCUUCACCUUCCUGCCCAAGCACAAAGCCAACUCCUACAGGUAGCAGUCUGAAGUGGAGCCACCAGAGGGAAACCCUGACCCUGCCUUCCCUCCUUUCAACACACAUAUCCCAGCAGGGUUCUGAGCCCAACAGGUCAGGCCCUUGUUCAUGAAAAAAAUAAAUUUUAAUGUUUUAGAAAUCCAA